Platichthys flesus (European flounder) is the source of this 2339-nucleotide messenger RNA. RefSeq names its product coiled-coil domain containing 157 (gene ccdc157). Bases 88 to 1986 code for a protein of 632 amino acids. The record is from RefSeq and is a predicted model, not a curated record. NCBI's taxonomy places the organism in Eukaryota, Metazoa, Chordata, Actinopteri, Pleuronectiformes, Pleuronectidae. The transcript has 8 exons.
CGACAACAGACUACACCCACUCCCUCUCAGAAGUUGUGUUUCAUUGGGAGCUAAGCUGGGGUCAGACCUACAGUCUAUGGGUCAGACAUGAGUCAGUUCCUGGGACGUCAGGACUGUAUCGAGAGCCUCCGGGGAGACCUGGUGGAUCUUCAGGGAGCCAUCUUGGACGUGUUCUCCAGGACCGGCCCGCUGCGCGUCCCCUCCUGGAAGUUCCCCGACAAAGUCUCCUGUAACCUGGACAUGGUGGCUCUGCUGGGCCAGUAUGACUUUAUGGAGGGGGAGAGCGAAUUCAACCAGCACUCCCAUAUUGUCUUACUGGAGCUUGUGAUUGACAGAUUACUGCUUCUUCUACAAAGCUCCAGUUCUUAUGUUGAGCAGCUGAGGUGCAGCCCCAGGAGAGAACAAACCCAGCAGAAAGGAGGCCUGUCAGUUGGUCUCGUGGUCAGAAACUACUGGAGUAAUUUAGUUGAUUUUGCCAGCCUCACGGGCAGCAAGAAACAGCCAAAACCAAAGACAUUGGACUGUGAUGAGACAGAGACUUUGUCGUGUGCUUCCCCCCAGGUGAGCUCAAGGAGUGACACCUGCCGCCAUUGCUCAUCUACCUGGUCUUCAUCCAGCUCCUUCAAGUUUUUCCCGCAGAACCAUGCACCCUCUAGUCCUUCCCACAACUCCCCAUGCUGUCCUAAAACGGAGAGUCGCAGUGUGGGCUGUCAGACAGUGGAAUCUUCUCUCUCUCCCUGCGACGCCUGUCAUCAGGUGCAGUCCACCUUGAGAAAGACAGGAUAUGCUUUGGUGGAACUGUUUCAGAGUGAGGGCCUUCCGUCCUCUCUGCAGCCACUGUUGGCUGCUGUGGAGGACACCCUGCAGCUUGGACACAUGACAACAGGGGAUGUUGCCCAAUGGGCCAAUGAGCAACUCAGGGACCUGCGCCGGCUGGAGAAACAUAUGCAAGAUGUGCGGGCUACAGUCCACCCUCUUAGGGAUAGAUUAGCAGCAACAGAGACAGAGCGGGAUAAAUUCCGAACUCAGUUGGAAAGAGCACGGAAAGACUUCAAGCAGGAGACAGAGAAACGCCAGGCAACCAUUGUCCAGCUGGAGUUUUCACUUAGCAAAGCACAGAGGUCCAUGAAGGAAACAGAGACAACGUUUCAAGAGGAGAAACAACAACUCAGGAGAGGUGCAGUAAUCUCACACAUGAAUAUGAUGAGAACACAAAGAGAUCACAGUCAGCACUCAUACUUUUAUUUUCUGUUUUUUGCAACAGAAACUUUGUCGCAGGAAGAUGCAUUGCAAGCACUUGAAUGUGAGAAGAUUGCACUGCAGGAAAAAGUGAAGUCCUUGGACUUGGAGGAAGAGGCCUGUUGUAAACUACAAAACAGGAUCCAGCAACUAGAGAGUGACAUCUCUGAAACUCAAGUUCUUCUUGAAAAGGAGAAAGCCAAGUACCACAGCGCUUGUCGCCAGCAAGAGUCAAUGCAGGUGAAGCAGAAGUCUUUGUUGGAGAGAGUGGAUGACCUCGAUGAAGAGUGUGAAGAGCUGCAGAGGCAGUUGGCAGAUGAAGAGGAGAGACAGAAUCACCUACACAAUGAGCUGCAACAGAUGUCAGAGGAGAAGAUGCAACUGCAGGCUCAGCUAACACAACAGCAGGUCUUGGGUUUUGACCUUCAAAAGGAGAAGGAGAAGGUGGAAACAAACAUGGCCGAACUAGAGAAGAGUGUGGUUGAGCUGAAGGAACAUGUGCAAGUUCUAUUGGAGAGGGAGAAGCUGUUGGUGGCUUUUCCAGAGCUCAGCGCACAAGUGCAGGCCCAACCACAGAGUACAGGAAAUGUGCUUCUGGACAUGGAGAAACAAAUGCAGGCUAAUUGUGUUCGCAUAAAAGUUCUGGAGCAGGAAAAUGCUACCCUACACAGCAGCCUGGACAAACUGAGGGAGAGAGCUCAUUUUGUUUCGAGGGCACAGCAGUGCAGCACGGCUGGGACGCAGUAACAGGGGGAGGGAACCAAAUAUACAUGUUUGGUUCCCUCCACCUAUGUAUGGAAGGUAGAUAAUGUCAACUUAAUUUGGCUUCUUCUUUCUCUUCUUUUUUAUAAGAAUCAGACCAAUACACAAGAUGAUGUCAAAUUUUUAGGAUAUGAUUGUGUUGCAACUUAUCACCUAACAAACACUAUUUGGUUGGUCACGCAUUAUAUUGUUCUAUAUUGUGAUUGAUGUGUCAACAUGUUAAUAAACAUCCCAUGAGGUCAGAUAUUAGAGAAUAGGCCUCACUCAUAUGAUACAUCAGAUCAAAUUCAAAAUGCAAUCUCUGAAUUUAAUGUAUUUGCUAAAUACAAAUAAAAAUA